UAAAAGAUCCCAUGGGAGUGGGUGAUGACAACUACUUUAAUGGAGUUAGAGCCAUUGAUAGUACUUCUAUCAUUUGGUUCCCUCUUUUCCACAAUACAUUCAAUUCUAAGCAACCUCCACUUGCAUCAUUCAUUUCUUCUUAUAAAAUCCCCUUCCCCUUGUAUGUCCAAACAUUCCCUCAUUCAAACCAAAAUUCUUCGUUCAGUUCUCCAGAAAAUAGGAUUGAUCAGAUUCUAUUGCGUCAGACGUUGCUCCACUACCUUUCAAAAUCCCAUUCUAUUCUUAGUUCAGUUCUCCACCUUAACAACAGAAAUUACAAUCAAUCGUAUUCUAUUGACUCCAACACUAGUUCAUUACCAUAUAACAUCUCGAUUUUUGGCUCAGUUCUCCACCUUAACGACACAUAACAGUGUCACAUUGCUCCGUUGCCUUAUCGUCAUCACUUCAAACUAUUUAUACAUUACCAAUGGCUUCUUGUCUAUUCUUUUUUGUUGUUUUUUGCCUACCCUUUAUUGUUAAAGCUCAAGAAAGGUCUCCUCAUGGCCUUGCUUAUGAAAGCCCUGUUGCAAUUUCACCAGAAGCAUACUCAUUUUUCCAUCCUGAGACUCAAAAACAUAACACUACUACUAGUGAAAGUUUAUGUGAUAAUGAUAGUAAUACAUCAGGUUGUUCAAGAUUUCCUAUGGCUUCAAGUGUGCAGUCUAAUGUAGCACAUGAAAGUUUAUCCCCAAACGAUGAGGAAGGCGAUGGGCGAAUGGGAGCUGGUGUGAUGGUUGGGAUUGCUCUCGGGUUCGCGUUUGCUAUUGUGUUGGCAUUUGGUGUUUACUAUGUUGUGACUGCGCGAAAACACAACGCAAGCAAAGGUGUUCCUAUCCAGCUCAAUGUCUAACACUCCGAAAAUGUUGUUGCACCUGUGUCGGAUCAUCCAAAAAAGUACUACCUAUGGAGAAUCCAACACAAACCUGCCUACAUCUUUUAAGAGUCCUAAGUAACAUAGAUUAGAACAGGCAUUUACUCUUACCCAUCCCCUGCUGCUUCAUCUCAUUUUUACUUUUUCUUUGUUUGUUUGUUUCUUAGCUUUCCUGUAGUUAUAUGAUUUGGGAAUGUGAGAUGUAACUAUUGUUUCUACCAGUAGUUAGUGAUAUAAUGGUACAAUUAUUUAGUUAUUACUCUCAUCCAAA
This is a messenger RNA of Capsicum annuum, 1181 nucleotides long. RefSeq lists its product as uncharacterized. The coding region runs from base 467 to 889 and encodes 140 amino acids. The transcript has a single exon. Lineage: Eukaryota; Viridiplantae; Streptophyta; Magnoliopsida; Solanales; Solanaceae. The record is from RefSeq and is a predicted model, not a curated record.